Molecule: messenger RNA, 1131 nt
Organism: Aspergillus affinis
Lineage: Eukaryota; Fungi; Ascomycota; Eurotiomycetes; Eurotiales; Aspergillaceae
Product: TPT-domain-containing protein
Exons: 8
Coding region: 1-1131 (376 amino acids)
Cellular component (GO): Golgi apparatus; endosome; trans-Golgi network
Molecular function (GO): antiporter activity
Source: RefSeq, a predicted model, not a curated record
AUGUCCUCCAAGGAUGAUCGGAAACUCGAGAGCGGAACGGCCGCUGCUCCGCCUGGCACCGGGCUGCACCCCGCGUUCUACAUUGUGCUGUGGAUCGGAUUGAGUUCGAGUGUCAUUCUGUUCAACAAAUGGGUGCUGUUUUCUGCCAAAUUCGAUUUCCCGCUGUUUCUUACAUCAUGGCACAUGACGUUCGCGACCGUGAUGACCCAGAUCCUGGCCCAUUUCACCGACAAGCUGGACUCGCGACACAAGGUCCCCAUGACGCCGGUUACAUAUACCAAGGCGAUUGUGCCCAUUGGUAUCAUGUUCAGUUUGAGUCUGAUCUGCGGUAACCUGGCGUACCUCUACCUGAGCGUGUCGUUUAUCCAGAUGCUCAAGGCUACUAAUGCGGUCGCUACUCUGCUCGCGACCUGGGCUUUCGGCAUUGCGCCGGCCAACAUGCGCACUCUCGGCAAUGUCAUGCUGAUCGUCGUGGGUGUUGUGAUCGCGUCCUUCGGCGAGGUCAAGUUCGACAUGUUCGGAUUCCUGAUCCAAAUCGGCGGUAUCAUCUUCGAGGCGCUCCGUCUGGUCAUGGUCCAGCGCCUUCUCAGCUCCUCCGAAUUCAAAAUGGACCCUCUGGUUUCCCUCUACUACUUCGCGCCCGCAUGCGCCGUGACCAACGGUGUCGUGACCUACUUCUAUGAACUGCCCCGUCUGACGAUGGGCGAUAUCAACAACCUCGGAGUUGCGACCCUUGUCGCGAACGCCCUGGUCGCAUUCCUGCUCAACGUCUCUGUCGUUCUUCUGAUCGGCAAAACCUCCGCCGUCGUCCUCACCAUGGCCGGUAUCCUCAAGGACAUCCUCCUGGUCGUCGCAUCGAUGGUCAUCUUCCUGGACCCCGUCACCCUGCAGCAAUUCUUCGGAUACUCGAUCGCCCUGGCCGGCCUGGUCUACUACAAGCUCGGCGCGGAGAAGAUGCGAUCGCUCACCACGGACGUGCGUCUCCAGGUGGGCGAGUACCGUCGCGACAACCCGGCCAAGGUCAAGGGACUCGUUCUGGGCGUCGUCGUUGCCGUGGUCCUGUUUGUGCUGUAUGCAGGCAAGCCGUCGCAAGCUGCCGCAGGAGUUGCGUCGGGAGUCCCCGCGACGUAG